Messenger RNA from Durio zibethinus, 1586 nucleotides. RefSeq names its product ethylene-responsive transcription factor RAP2-12-like. NCBI's taxonomy places the organism in Eukaryota, Viridiplantae, Streptophyta, Magnoliopsida, Malvales, Malvaceae. Gene Ontology annotation, molecular function: DNA-binding transcription factor activity; DNA binding. The record is from RefSeq and is a predicted model, not a curated record. Gene Ontology annotation, biological process: ethylene-activated signaling pathway; regulation of DNA-templated transcription.
GUCACCAACCCAUUAUAAACCCUUUCGCUACCCAUCAGCCGAAACCUAAAUUAAAAAAAAAAGCACUCUGUGAAAUUUUCAUUUCUCGGUUUACCCACCAAUCUCUGGAAAUCUUUUCACUCAAGUACCUCACUCUGAUCAAGCAACCAUGUGUGGAGGUGCGAUUAUCUCUGAAUUCAUCCCCCCGACGCGGUCGCGACGCCUGACUGCUGAUUAUUUGUGGCCCGAUCUGAAAAAAUCGGGGUCGAUAAAGGGUUCGGGUAAAAGGUACUCGAAGCCGGUGAUCGAUUUGGACGAUGACUUCGAGGCUGACUUUCAGGAGUUUAAGGAUGAGGAAUUCGAUGUCGAUGACUUCGAUGAUGUUGAUGAUGUUUUUUCUGAUGUUAAGCCUUUUGCUUUCUCUGCUACAAAGAAACCAUCUUCUGCUGUCUCUCAUGGUUCAAACUUUGUAAAAUCUGUGGAAUUCAAUGGUCAAGCUGAGAAAUCUGCAAAAAGAAAGAGGAAAAAUCAGUAUCGCGGAAUUCGACAGCGCCCUUGGGGGAAAUGGGCUGCUGAGAUCCGAGAUCCAAGGAAAGGGGUUAGGGUCUGGCUAGGAACUUUCAAUACUGCUGAAGAAGCUGCGAGAGCUUAUGAUAGUGAGGCACGGAGAAUUCGGGGUGAGAAAGCAAAGGUGAACUUCCCUGACGACACUUCAGGUACCUCUCCAAAGCGUGCAGUUAAGGCAAAUUCUCAGAAACCACUUUCAAGGUCAAAUUUGAGUCCCGUUCAACCAAAUCCCAACCAGAAUUUCAAUUACUUGAACAAACCAGAGCAGAACUACUAUGAUACCCUGGGAUUCGUAGAGGAGAAGCCAUCAAAGGAUCAGUUUGCAUAUGUGGACCCUAUUCCUGCUGCUGUAGAUGUUGGAUUGAAACCCUUUACCCAAUCUGACAAUGCUCCGUUGUUUUUUAAUUCAGACCAGGGAAGUAACGACAUUGACUGUUCUGACUUUGGCUGGGGAGUACAGGGUGCCAAUACUCCUGAAAUAUCAUCUGUUCUUGAAGCUUCUAUAAACGGUGAUGAGUUUCUGGAGGAUGCGAACCCUAAGAAGUUGAAACCAGGUUCUGACAAAGUUAUGCCUACUGGAGACAAUGCUGCAAAGAGUUUGUCUGAUGAGCUAUUGGCUUUGGACAAUGAGACGAAGGACUUUCAAAUGCCAUUUAUUGACGGGGACUGGGAUGCCUCACUUGAUGCCUUCCUCAAUGGAGUUGCAACUCAGGAUAGUGGAAACCAAAUGGAUCUUUGGAGCUUUGUCGACUUCCCUUCAAUGGCUGGGGGUGUUUUCUGAGCAAACUACCCUACUGACUAGUUUUUGUAAAUAAGGCAACAUGAAUUGGUCAAUCUGUUGUGUAGUCGGAGUUAAACAGCUAUACAUGCAUAAGCCUUGUCUGCAGUGUUUUCAGAGGCAUUUAGUAUGUUCCCUUUUUUCUUUUAGACAUUGGACUUCGAAUUUAAAUUUGAGUGAAGACUAUCAGUGAUCUCGAGUGAUUUAUGAUGAAAUAUUGAACGCAGAUGAAUGUUUAACCUUGCUAUUUGAUUCGCCCAUA